Haliotis rubra (blacklip abalone) is the source of this 3910-nucleotide messenger RNA. Its product is annotated as homeobox protein DBX1-A-like. Lineage: Eukaryota; Metazoa; Mollusca; Gastropoda; Lepetellida; Haliotidae. Gene Ontology annotation, molecular function: DNA-binding transcription factor activity, RNA polymerase II-specific; DNA binding. The record is from RefSeq and is a predicted model, not a curated record. The transcript has 4 exons. Bases 106 to 927 code for a protein of 273 amino acids. Gene Ontology annotation, biological process: regulation of transcription by RNA polymerase II.
CAGCAUCGUUUCUCGUCGAGAACUUACUGAGGGAGCGUUCUUCCGGGUUUCUGGCCCGACCCACCCCGACCACACCCCCGGUGUCUGUGGGGUCAGGAUUCGUUCAUGUCACAAGGGACCAGGACCCCAUCCCAACUUCUUCCUCUUCCUCGGGGACAACACCUUAUCUCAAAUUUGGUGUCAGUGCCAUUCUUGGGACAGAUUCGUCACAGCAAAAGCCGAGUUCAAAUUCCGUCACGCACAUCGGAAGUGCUGGCGGAGCGUUCACAAGCUUUGCCCCCACGCUUCACCCCCCUGAUCACAACCCACUGUCACAAGUCCUGUGGCUUGUCUCCUCAAGGGCUGUCGUGUCCCUCCUGUAAUCCCAGACACGGGUCCUUAUACGAUACCCAGCUCACAGGGAUGCUCAGGCCUCCGUACCUCGCGGCCCCACACCUACUGCCGAUGUCCCCACACGCCCUGACGUUCCUCACCAACAUACGGGGGAAGCCCCGAAGGGGGAUGUUAAGGAGGGCAGUUUUCUCAGACGCCCAGAGGAAGGGACUCGAGAGGAUGUUCCAGAAGCAAAAAUACAUCAGCAAACCCGACAGGAAGAAGCUUGCGACAAAACUCGGUCUUAAAGAUUCUCAGGUUAAAAUCUGGUUUCAAAAUCGACGCAUGAAAUGGCGCAAUUCUAAGGAAAGAGAGCUGCUUUCUUCGGGAGGAACUCGCGAAUCUACUUUGCCGAAUAAAAACAAUCCAAACCCUGAUCUCAGUGACGUGAAAGAGGAAGAGUCUAUUGAAGAGAGAGGGGACGAGGAAAGACAUUCACCUUCCCCCACUGAAAGUCACAUUUCCAGCAAUCCUGCAUCCCCAAAUGAAAUGGACACUGUCAAAGAUUUGAACAUUUCGGACGUUGAUUCAGAUGAAGAAAUUAACGUGUCGUGAUAACAAUUGAUGACAUAUAUCACAGCGCCAUAUCUGUGUUAAAACAGCGAGGGCUCACUCCCCUUGCCGGCUCAUCAACGAUUCCGAACACUUCCGUGACCACUCGUGCCAUUCCGGGUCUUCCUCGUGGUUACGGAAAUGGGCGAGUGGCACAAAAUGGGCCAAAUAGUGCUAGAUGACAAUGUGAACUGUGAACCAUUUGAGACAAUCUAUUAGGGUGUAUAUAGUAAAUACAUACCUUAUUUAUUACAGUAUUCAUACUUAGAGUCUCGCUAUUAGUGAGAUAUACAUUAUUUGACCAUAAUAUAGAUAUAAUACAUUUCAUUAUAAUCAAACAUUGAUACCAUUAUCGAAUUAUCGUAUGUAUGCUAAUGGCACCAAGGAUAACCCUAUCAAACACUGAAUCAGAUCCCUUGAUGAAUUAAUUAUAUACAACACGUAUACUUUUCAAACGCACCGUAUUUUGUUAACUGUGCAGCAAACCCCUUUAUACAGCCACGUUGGCUCUAAACAUGCUGGCUUUAUAACGAAAUCCACCAAAAUAUAUGCAAAGCUGUGCUUACAUAACUAAUACACACGGUGAGAGGUCAUAAUGUUAACAUAUUGAUUAUGAUCAAUGCAAUAUUGCAUACACUAUCUGGGUUAGGACGUUUACAAUAUCUACACGUAGUUUAUUACUUGGUGUGCAAUGCAUGUAUAUUUAGACAUGGGGUAUAUCACAAUUGUGGUAAGGUUGGUGAAACUGAUUCAUUAACCAACAGCCUGAAUUUAUUUCUUAUCUUUUUUACGGCGUUAUUUGGUUGAACGAAAAUACGACAGUGACAUUUGGUAUUUAACAUAUUAUUGAUAAGGCAUUCGUGCUUUUAAGUGACGUUAGUGUGAAAUUUAAUGACGUUAGAGAGUUCAGUGUUUUAGGAAUAUCAUUUUGUUCACGUCCAUUGCUCUGAUAUAUUAGCUUGAUAUAUAUCCCGAAUCUGAUUGAGUUUUUUUUACAGUAGAUAUAUUACUGAAACAUUAAAAAAAAAUAAGUAUACUUAAUUAUUUAAUUAUUAAUUGUUGUAUAAGUUACCAUGGAAACUAGCAGCUGUCUGGUACUGACGUCAGUUGCAAAUAUCAUGACGUUUAAAUGACCUUGUCUACAUUUGUUUAAAUUGACUGCCCAUGACGUAUGUACAUAGCAUCGCGAAAAAUCAAACAUAUCAUGAAAUUAACAAUCCGUGUAUGCUGAGCCCUGAUGUACGCUCAGAUUUACCUCAUGAAAAUAUAAUAGCAUUCUUUGUAGUUCCUUAAUGCAAAUCCCGAUCGUUACAUAGAUUAAAUAUGCUAGUGAUUUCUCCAAGGCGCCAUCUGCUUUCGAGUACCAUGGCACCACUUGUAGGUAUGUUUCUCGUCCCACUAAUCACCAUGAGCUACUGUUACUUGAAUAAGGAAUCAUUAAUCAUAUUCGAUUUUCCAGCAUCCAAAUUCUACCUGACACAUACAUUAAAAUGAUGAAAUGUAUUGCCAAUACAGUUCAACGUAAAACAAAAUUCCUUCAAUAAACGCAGGUAAUUGCGGGCUCAUUAAAGACACAUGUUAGAAGUCUAGUGAUUUAUCACAUUGAGUGAACAUUUAUCCGGGUUCAUAAAUGAUUAUUGUGUGCAUGGGUUGCAACAUCUGGGCAGAGUAAACGUUGAUAUCGAUUUCAAAUGACACGCCUAUAUGAAAUAUAAGGCACAAAGCCCACAAGUCCUCGCACCGAUGAAAGGUCAACGAUAUCUCUAUCAUAACAUACAAUGCGUGCUCUGACAAUGCUCACCUAGUUUUUCUCUCCAGCGAAUGUAGAUUGUAAUUAAUUUUUUUAUACAAAUUUCAAACUCAAUACAGUCUACACACAAGGCCCAACACAGUUAGUGUUAUCAUACAUAAUCAAUUAUGUUUUUAAUAUUCAAAUAGUGUUUCAGUAGGAUAUUAUUCCCAUUGUUAUUGAUAAAGAAUCUCGCGAUUCUGAAGAAAAAAAACUUAGAUGAAAUGAUUGAACGGGAAGUACAGCGCAACAAGCAUUAAUCAAAGUGACGUGUAUCAAACAAAAUUUCAACCGUUGAAAGUUUUUACAUUGUUAUUUUUGGUAGAGCCUUUUUAACAAUGUGAAUCAAAUUGGAUCUCAAUCACUGAACAGAAUUGCAUGAAGUAUUCUGUAUUUCACAUGUAACGAAAUAGAGACAAUGGUAUGAAACCUAUCAUUGUGUGUGAGUUAAGAGAAACAUUUAGAUGCAAAAUACUAUAGAUAUUUUUACAUAGAAAAUAAAAACCAAGUACGGAGUUAAUGUUUCAGAUAAUGUUUUUUUAAAAUAAAUGGACUGUUUUUUCCCCCUAUGAAAUCAAUAUGAGGAAGUAAUUAGUUAAAUACUUGAAUACCCCAUCACCAUCUUUUAAUGAUGCUCGAUCUUGGCUAAGUAGUUGAAGUGUGCGUUGUUUCUACUGUUGUGGUGUAAUUUACGAAAUGGAUGAGGAUGCUAUCGGCGUGUAUGUCUCUCCUCACUUAACAUAUACAGACAAUAUCUCAGUGACGGGCGAUACCUCUGUUUAGCUGUUAUAGCACUGAUGUUAAGGCUUGCCAUUUAUCGAUUUCAGACGUUGGUGGAAUAACGUCCAAUGAAGUCAAACACAUCGAAAAUUAUGAAAAUGAAUUAUGAAUUAUGAAAAUGAUGUUUUCUGUAGGAUUCAUGCCAGGCUCCAUUGUCAAGCCGCAGUAACCGACCAUCUUUGUGUUGUUUGAGUGAGUGGUGCCAUAUCAGUUGUCUAUGGAUUGUAUAUAAGAAUACUAUUUUUGUAUCCACCAUGUCCGUUUUGUUGUUGAAAUUUGAUUGAUCUUCCAAUGUCAAAAUGAAUGAAGCGUUGUGAUGCAGUGCUAUGUAUAGAAUACACAUGUAUAUAUCAUGUCAAAUUUGCUUACUGUCAGCAUUCAUAUGAAAUAUGAAUAAAAUGUCUCGAAUAACAAGAA